AUGGCGCUGACAGACAUGCCAGCGGGGUUCUCCGUACAUCACACGGACAGGAAGAAAGAACUCUCCGGGAAAAACAAAGGUGGAGGGAACACGCUUGACCAUUGCUCCUCUCCCUUCCGGGACAGCUACAAGGCCUUCCCCAACCCCCACUUUGGCAAAUCAGAUCAUGCCUCCAUCCUGCUCCUCCACGCCUUUAAGCAAAAACUUAAACAGGAAGCUCCCAUGGACAAACAUGCAGAAGAGGUGAGGAAAAAGGUACUAGCUUUGGCAGAUGCGGUGGAUCUGGGCUGGUGUGUGAUAAAGGAUGUGGAGGUGAUAGAGUUGAACAAGCGUGCGUCGGGCCAGGCCUUCGAGGUCAUCCUGAAGCCCCCGUUGUUCGAUGGCAUCCCAGAGCUCAACGCUACCAUGCCCCAACGCAGGGAACUCUCCAUGGAGGAGAUCCAGAAGAAACUAGAGGCUGCAGAGGAGAGGAGGAAGUGCCAGGAGGCUGAGCUGCUGAAGCACCUGGCAGAGAAGAGAGAGCACGAGAGAGAGGUCAUCCAGAAGGCCUUUGAGGACAACAACAACUUCAUCAAGAACGUCAAGGAGAAGCUGGAGCACAAAAUGGAGGCCAACAAGAAGAACAGAGAGGCUCUGCUGGCGGCCAUGUUGGAACGACUGCAGGAGAAGGACGAACACGCAUUAGAGGUGAGGAAGAAAAAAGAACUGAAGGAGGAGGCCUGCCGUUAG
Messenger RNA from Salvelinus namaycush (lake trout), 729 nucleotides. RefSeq names its product stathmin-4-like. The coding region runs from base 1 to 729 and encodes 242 amino acids. Gene Ontology annotation, cellular component: neuron projection; cytoplasm. The record is from RefSeq and is a predicted model, not a curated record. Gene Ontology annotation, molecular function: tubulin binding. Gene Ontology annotation, biological process: microtubule depolymerization; neuron projection development; regulation of microtubule polymerization or depolymerization. NCBI's taxonomy places the organism in Eukaryota, Metazoa, Chordata, Actinopteri, Salmoniformes, Salmonidae. The transcript has 6 exons.